Molecule: messenger RNA, 1029 nt
Organism: Syngnathoides biaculeatus (alligator pipefish)
Lineage: Eukaryota; Metazoa; Chordata; Actinopteri; Syngnathiformes; Syngnathidae
Gene: prima1
Product: proline rich membrane anchor 1
Exons: 4
Coding region: 1-498 (165 amino acids)
Source: RefSeq, a predicted model, not a curated record
AUGCCGCAUCCGUUCGGAUCGCCGAUGGGAAUGUCGCUCCAAGAUCUCACGCCAUUCACUUUAAGUUGUUGGUCUCUCCUCUUCGUCCACUGCCUUCUCUCGCUGCUCUUACUCUCAUGCCAGGGAGAACUUCAGAGGUCAUGCUCGCAGGCCGAGGCCGAGAAAGUUAGCCAACAGUGCCAGCUGGCGUGCCACUGUCGACGGUACCCUCCCCUGCCCCCGCCGCCGCCUCCGCCGCCUCCCCCGCGGCUACUGGGCGCCACAGUGGCAGAACCCAUGGUGCCCUUGGUGAGACCAUGGUGGACGGACAUGGACUUUAUAGUGAUGGGAACAGUGGGUUGUGCCUCGGUGCUUUUCCUCCUCUCAGCCAUCAUCAUUUGCUACAAGGCCAUCAAGAGGAAACCACUGCGUAAAGAAGAGAACGGGACAAGUCGCGGAGAAUAUGCCAUGAGCAUCCGCACCAAGAAGGCCAUGGGUACAAACAACACUGUGGUAUAGACAUGACUCCAGCUCGGAGCAGGAAGUGACAGCGUUCACCAUCUUUCAGCCCCCCCGACCCCCACUCCCUCAGUGACACCUUCUCAUCCCGAAUGCAAAAGGGUUUUACCAGACUGGUGAGCCCCCCCUCUUCGGCUCGGACCAAAGCCACUGGUGAGGUGAAGAAAAGGUGGAAGUAAACGCCAUGAAGGCAAGCGAGGAUGAAAGCCCCCUCACUCCCUCCCUCAUCCCCCCCUGGUGUGUGCUGUUGAAAAGCGUUCCAGCAGGCAAAGCACUUGCUCUCAGUAAGAGCAAGUGUUGCUGACAGGCUGCUGACUGUCGGCCAGUCCGCCACACAUCCAGACCUCACGCACUCUUCACGCGUGCAAUACAAACACAGACAAUACAGCAGCCCCGCGGCGCCAUUUUGGGCCAAAGCCCAUCACCCACGAUAAAUAACAUGCAUGCACUUUUUACAGAGAAUGCAACUUUUUUUUUUUUUUAUAUAAUAUAUCCUCCAUUUUUGGUUCUGCAUUUAGGAGACAAGAUGCU